Messenger RNA from Ochlerotatus camptorhynchus, 1089 nucleotides. RefSeq names its product THO complex 3 homolog tex (gene tex). Lineage: Eukaryota; Metazoa; Arthropoda; Insecta; Diptera; Culicidae. The coding region runs from base 35 to 1003 and encodes 322 amino acids. The record is from RefSeq and is a predicted model, not a curated record. The transcript has 2 exons. Gene Ontology annotation, cellular component: THO complex part of transcription export complex. Gene Ontology annotation, molecular function: protein binding. Gene Ontology annotation, biological process: mRNA export from nucleus.
GGUUCGUGUGUAUAAAAUACAAAAAACCAGCAAAAUGGUUUCGACGAAAUCUAACGUCGAAGAACUGCAGGAGUACUUUAAAACGCAUAACAAAACUCGCGAAGCUACGAAAGCCCAUACCGCCAAAGUACAUUCGGUUGGUUGGAACUGCGACGGACGCCGGCUGGCGUCUGGCUCGUUCGAUAAAUCGGUGGUCAUAUUCACUCUCGACCGCGAACGAUUGAACAAAGAAAGCACUUACCGCGGACACACCGGAUCAGUGGACCAGCUUUGUUGGCACGCUUCGCUUCCGGAUCUGCUUAGUACGGCCAGCGGUGAUAAAACGGUGCGAAUCUGGGAUGCUCGGAUCGGGAAGUGUGCCACUAUCAUCAACACAAAAGGUGAGAAUAUCAAUAUUACAUGGUCCCCGGAUGGCAACACGAUUGCCGUUGGAAACAAGGAAGACUUGGUGACGUUCAUCGAUGCAAGGAUGUACAAGAUUUUGGCGGAGGAACAAUUUUCGUUCGAGGUGAACGAAAUUGCCUGGAGCAAUGGCAGUGAUUUAUUCUUCCUGACGAAUGGACAGGGAUGUGUUCAUAUUCUGAAUUACCCGGAUCUCAAUCUGCAACAGGUGCUUAAGGCGCACCCAAGUACUUGUAUUUGCAUCGAGUUUGAUCCCACGGGGAAGUAUUUUGCUACUGGUUCGGCUGACGCGUUGGUAUCUUUAUGGGAUGCUGAAGAACUUGCCUGCUUGAGGGUGUUCUCGCGUUUGGAUUGGCCUGUGAGAACGAUUUCUUUCAGUCACGACGGCCGAUUGCUGGCCUCUGCGAGUGAAGAUCUCAUCAUCGACAUUGGAGACACCGAGACGGGGGAAAAGGUUGCGGACAUUUCGGUUGAUGCGGCCACAUUCACGGUCGCAUGGCAUCCGAAGCAGUACAUGUUGGCAUAUGCUUGCGACGAUAAGGAUACCAACGACCGACGAAGGGACGCCGGAAGUCUAAAAGUUUGGGGUUUUACAGAGUAACAGAUGUAUUUGUAUUCUAGUAUAAGGAACUAGCCGGUAAUAUAAACAGGACUUGAGCUAAGCCCAGGUCUCCUCCUGGUAACGUU